ACGAAACAUGCAUCCUCGUCCUCACAUUCACCGUCUCCCUCCUCCUUCCCGCGAACCGACGACAAUAGUGCCCUCGACGGCGAGCCGGUAGCCACACCGUCCUUCCUCCAGCCUCGCGUGGCCGCCGUCCUCGGCGUCUCCAGACACUGGCAUCCAAUAUUAUUCUCUCUACGCUUGCUGUCCAUCCUGCCAGCCAUCGGCUUCGGCUUCCCGCUUACGAUCCGCUUCUUGCUCAUGCUGCAUACGUUUGCGACGACGGCGACGGGGGAUGGACAGGCUGGGAUUUUCGGGGAAGACAGUGGCGGCGUGGGCGAGGAGAGGUUGCUCAUCAACUACACCCCCUCCGCAACCGCCUUCCGCCUCGUCUCCAUAUCUGCCCUCAACGGUUACCUGCAGUCAUGGACUCUCCAUCUGAGCGGCAGCUCGCAGGACCCUUUUCUCCUCCUUCCUACCUGGAUCACAAUUACCAGUACUCUUACUCUAGUAUACCAUAUCACAUACCGCAAAAUCAACAUCCGCAAAGAGACGUCCACCUCCAUCAGUGUCUUCUCUAUGGCAAGCUAUAUUAGCAUGGUGGCUCUUCUCAUACAGCAGCAUUGGGAUAGGACCGACUGGCUCGAACUGCCAUUCGUUGCGCUGGGUUGUCGGGUUCUCAGGGGUGGCGGAGAGGUGGUGGUCUGGGUG
Messenger RNA from Cryphonectria parasitica EP155, 684 nucleotides. RefSeq lists its product as uncharacterized. Gene Ontology annotation, cellular component: endoplasmic reticulum membrane. The annotation marks the transcript as partial. Lineage: Eukaryota; Fungi; Ascomycota; Sordariomycetes; Diaporthales; Cryphonectriaceae. Gene Ontology annotation, biological process: protein N-linked glycosylation; cellular response to oxidative stress. The transcript has 3 exons. The record is from RefSeq and is a predicted model, not a curated record.